This is a messenger RNA of Dermacentor albipictus, 2586 nucleotides long. RefSeq names its product beta-hexosaminidase subunit beta-like. NCBI's taxonomy places the organism in Eukaryota, Metazoa, Arthropoda, Arachnida, Ixodida, Ixodidae. Gene Ontology annotation, cellular component: lysosome; membrane. Gene Ontology annotation, biological process: glycosaminoglycan metabolic process; carbohydrate metabolic process; ganglioside catabolic process. The record is from RefSeq and is a predicted model, not a curated record. Gene Ontology annotation, molecular function: beta-N-acetylhexosaminidase activity.
GUCUCUUGAGCGGGUCGUUUCCAAGCGGUAUUUUUCCACGGCGUACCACGUCGAUCGUGUCCGCGUGACUUGGCGACAAGCUGCUGAAUUGCUUGUUCAUCAUGUCCGACCUGUCUGAACUCUCUGACAUGGAGGAUUCGCAGAUAGAAGAAUCCGACAUGGACUCGAUGACAGUAAGCACCAGGGGGACUUCGUAUCCGCGUACUGAGUGGUCGCAAGGAGACACGGCAGGAGAAGCACCCUGGUGGCGCAUGAAUCUGGUCGCCCUGUUCUCCGUCUCUCUCGUCCUCCUUGGUCUCAUCGGUGCAGCUUCCCAUCUGUCCAUUUUUGCAGUCUCAGAGGAACAGGUCGCCGAUGGAGACACGACUACCAAUAUAGUAGACCUGAGUUUUAUCAAUACCACGUUUCCGGCUGGAGGCGAGGACCUACGCUUUCAUGUCAUAGGUGUCCGAAGACCGGUCCCUGGAACUCUGCGUGUUCGAACAACGAAGACGACUACAUUGGAAGAUGGAACAAAAAACGGAGGUCGACAACGGAAGGCGGCGCGUACCGCAGGCCUCAUCUGGCCGCUGCCUCAGAGCCACAAGGUCGGAUCCGGCGUUCUCUUCCUGGACGCGGUCACCUUUCAUCUCACAUUCUCAGCGUCAGUGUCGUCAACGUCGACGGACCCUUCGCCGACGGACCCUUCGCCGACUUCGGCGACAGCGACAGCAACGCCACGGCCAGGCGCACGCUCGCCCUGUCCGCUGGUGGAGCGAGCGAUGCGGCGCUAUCGCGAACGCUGGCUGUUCGGCGACUGCGCCGCCCGGCACUCGAGCGAGGCCGACGUCCGAAGCGCUCGGGCUCAGGCGAAGCUACGCUGGGAUCGGAGCAGGCACGGCGACGACGCGUCUCUCUGGGGCACGCUCAUGGAGGCACUGAUCGUCAACCUCAGGGGCCCUUGCGAAGACAGCCCACACGAAAACAUGGAUGAAAGCUACCACCUAGUACUCUCAUCUUCGCGACCGUCGGUACUGACCUCCCGCUCUGCAUGGGGCCUUAUGCGCGGCCUGGAGUCCUUCAGCCAACUCGUGCGUCGGUACAACGCCACACAUUUCUGGGCCAAUGAAAGCGAGGUGGUGGACGCUCCCAGAUUCUCGCACCGUGGUCUACUCCUGAACACCGGCAGCCAUUUUCUUCCCGUAGCCACCAUCGUCGAAGCGCUGGACGCCAUGGCACUUAACAAGAUGAACGUGCUUCACUGGCGCAUCGUGGAUGAAUAUUCUUUUCCUUUCGUCAGCCAAGCGUUCCCGGACCUCAGCUUGAAGGGGGCGUACAACCCGGAGACACUGGUGUACCAGCCUUCGGACGUUGACCGGGUCAUCAACGAGGCCAGGGACCGCGGGAUCCGGAUAGUGCCUGAGCUGGGCAACCCCGGUCGCACGAAGUCGUGGGGCAGGGCGUUCCCUCACCUGCUGGCCAAAUGUGAGGAGGAAGAAAGCAGCGGAAGCGUGGGCUCGCUCAACCCGACACAGAAUGCCACGUUCGAGUUCCUGGAUAGGCUUUUGGCAGAAGUGGCACGCCUGUUCCCGGAUGGCUACCUACACCUGGGCGGGGACGAGCUAGGCCUCGACUGCUGGAAGUCCGACAUGGAAGUUGCAAAGUACUUGAAGAAAAUGAACAUCUCCGGAAGUUACGGGGACCUUCUGAGGCUUUAUUACAAAAGGUUAUUUAUUAUUGUGAACAAGUUUCGCAAAAGCCCUGUUUUCUGGCAAGACGUAUUUACAAAUAAAGUCCGACUACCUCGACACGCGGUAGUCCAAUCGCGGCACCAGGAAAGCGGGACGGCUGACCUUCUCUCCGAGCUGACGGCGAAGGGACACCGGGUCCUGGUCUCUCACUGCUGGCUCAUGGAAGCGUCCGCCAACAACCAAAGCUGGCCGCCGCUCCAUCAAUGCGAACCUCAUGACUUCCAAGGAACAGCCAAGCAAAAGGCCCUGGUCGUCGGAGGCGAAGUUGGUGUCUGGGAUGAUAGCGUUGAUCGCACUAACCUGAUAGCCAGUACUUGGCCUGCGGCAUCACUGGCGGCGGAGAGACUUUGGAGCCCAAGGCAUCUGACAGACCUGAACACUGCCAUGACCAGACUUCAGGAGCAGCGUUGUCGGAUGCUCAGGCGAGGCCUCGAAGUGCAGCCGCUGACGGGACCGGGGUUUUGCGAAUGUGACCACGUGGCAUAGACAGUAUUCCCGUGCCACGCUCCUUCGCUGUGCUCACUUAAUAUGCAAUAGUGUUUCGUGCUUAUUUCUGGACACUUGUUAAUCUAUAAUUAAGCUGUUUAGCCACCUUCAAAUAAUGUAUAAUCACAUGUCAUACCUGUAUCAUAUGAUUAUGUAAAUGUGCCGUAUUUUAUUCUGCUCUCGAUACGACUUUAUAUUGCUAUUUAUCUUAGUCUACGUAUAUGCGCAUGAAACUGGCAAACAGAAUUCCUGCAGUUAUCACGCUGUCAUAGCGUUCUCCAUCUGCGGGAAGCUGUUUUUUCAUCCAGUUUCAUUUCUAUUAAUUUGUCAUUUAUUUCUCUCGUUUAAUAAGCACAAGUAAUUACCCCUA